AUGCAUCAUUUCAUGGAUCUUGGGCUAUCUUAUAUGGCGCCCUUUGGCUUUGCCAUGGGUGCCUUCUCUGAGUCCUUGCCUUCUCCAGUCUAUAGUACAUCCUCUCCAAAUCCGCCUCUCCUAUGGCUUGCUGGUAUGCCCUGGCAGGACUGGUGGCUACCACUUUUAUGA
Messenger RNA from Laccaria bicolor S238N-H82, 171 nucleotides. RefSeq lists its product as uncharacterized. NCBI's taxonomy places the organism in Eukaryota, Fungi, Basidiomycota, Agaricomycetes, Agaricales, Hydnangiaceae. The transcript has 2 exons. The record is from RefSeq and is a predicted model, not a curated record. Bases 1 to 171 code for a protein of 56 amino acids.